Molecule: messenger RNA, 1598 nt
Organism: Triplophysa dalaica
Lineage: Eukaryota; Metazoa; Chordata; Actinopteri; Cypriniformes; Nemacheilidae
Gene: anxa2b
Product: annexin A2b
Exons: 14
Coding region: 330-1346 (338 amino acids)
Cellular component (GO): cytoplasm
Molecular function (GO): phospholipase inhibitor activity; calcium-dependent phospholipid binding; calcium ion binding
Source: RefSeq, a predicted model, not a curated record
AUGAACUGCAUGGUGCAUCGUCAUUGCUGUUAAGUUGUUACUGGACAUGUCUGGAGAAUAUUGAGAAAAUAAGGAUUUAAGGAAUGUUAAAUCAGUUAAACCAGUCUCCUGAGUUUAUGUAUAGCUCAAUGGAUAAUAGAGCAUGGCAACACCAAGGUCGAGGGCUUCAUUUCUGUGGAAUGCAGGAGGAGGCAGUGAGUCAUUAUCAGAAGGCAUUUAAGAGGUGAAUCCCAUCCCAAGAGACACAGAGAGAAGUGUUUUAUCACUUCACAUCAACCGUCUCAGGACAAUUUCCACACAAGUCCAGUUUUUCAGUAGUCAGCAGGAAAAUGGCUCUAGUGUCAGAAUUUUUGAGUCAACUCACGUUAAGUUAUGGAGGGGAGAAAGAACCUAAAUGUCCAACAGUGCUACCAGUUAGCGAUUUUAAUCCAGGCAUGGAUGCAGCCAGAAUAGAGACAGCCAUUAAAACUAAAGGAGUGGAUGAGCAGACAAUCAUUGACAUUCUAACAAGACGUAGUUUCUCACAAAGGGCUGAUAUUGCAUUUGAGUUUGAGAAAAGGGCAAAGAAGGAUAUGGUAAGUGCCCUGAAGGGGGCGCUUUCUGGCGCUUUGGAGAGUUUGGUUCUGGGCUUGAUGAAGAGCACAGUACAGUUUGAUGCCUCUGAACUCAAAGCUUCAAUGAAGGGUCUGGGCACUGAUGAAGAGACUCUCAUUGAGAUUUUGUGUUCUCGCAAUAAUGAGGAGCUCAUGGAAAUCAAGAGGGUUUAUAAAGAAAUGUUUAAGAAGGAUUUGGAAAAGGAUGUAGCUGGAGACACAUCUGGAGAUGUGGCUAAACUGCUGUUGGCGCUUGUACAGUGCAAAAGAGAUGUGCCGAGUAAUGUGGUGGACUAUGAGAAGAUUGACAAUGAUGCAAGAGCUCUUUAUGAUGCUGGAGUCAAGAGAAAAGGAACCGAAGUGACCACCUGGAUAUCCAUUUUCUCUGAGAGGAGUAUCCCACAUCUGCAAAAAGUGUUUGAAAGGUACAAGAGAUACACUCCAUAUGACAUGAAGGAGAGCAUUCGGAAGGAGGUGAAGGGGGAUCUGGAGAGAUCGUUCCUCACACUAGUUGAGUGUUCGGAAAACAAACAUCUGUAUUUUGCCAGCAGACUCAAUGAUGCCAUGAAGGGUAAAAGCGUGAAAGAGAAAGUAGUGACCCGCAUCAUGGUCUCUCGCUGUGAGGUUGAUCUCAUGAAAGUCCGUGCAGAGUUCAGGAGGAAUUAUGGCAAAUCUCUGCACCAGACCAUUUCAGAACAAACUAAAGGUGAUUACCAGAGAGCUCUUCUGAAUAUCUGUGCAGGAGAUGAUUAACACACUCUAUCUCAAGCUGCAGUUGUCCUCAUUUUCAAGCAGUCAAUCCCCUCCGAAAUGCUGAAGUUAGCCCAAAAAAUGCAGUAUUAUUAUGCUUUUGUCUCUUCUUCUUCCAGUAUAAUAUACAUCUUUAUCACUACACACAAUAUUUUACUCAGACAUAGGCAGAAUGAAGAAGUAAUAAUAAAAAUAAAGAUGUUUUAAAUGUUCUUUAUCAAUAAAAACGUACAUGUGUGACGUAGACACACUGAA